GCCGGAUUGCGCGGGGGAACGGAAAGCUCCGGCCCGGGUUUCCCCGCGUCCCGGUGCCAUCCGGGGGGAAGAGUUUAGGCGGCAGCAACCGGGAACGAUGAGGAAGGUGGAGGUUCACAGCGGAAAAGACAAUGACAAUAACUUUGUAGUGAAGAAAGGCUCAGCUGAGUGCAAGGAGAAUCUUCAUGAGAGGGUGGCACAUUGGAGCAGGAGCCCUGCAGAGAUUAAGGAAUCUCCUUCAGCAGAAGUUGAGACUGCUUUGGAAACUGUCUAGACAUGAGUUGGCCUCACAGUAGAAGGCUUGGACUAAAUGGUUGUUGUUCCUAUAAAUAUUUUAAUAACACUUCAUGAACUAUGGGACCUGUGGGAUUUAAGAAUAUUUAAGAAAAUUUGCUGCUUCUACAGCCUUCCAUCUUAGUGUGCAGUUGAUGAUUUCACUUGAAAUACUGAAGAACAGUAAGCACGGUGUAAUUGCUUUUCAAAAAUGUUGAAAGUUCAGCAGUGUGUAACAGCUGAUGGGAUACCCAAGAAAAAGCCAUAUAUUUGUGACAUUUGCUAUAAGCAGUUUGAAACUCCAUCAAAAUUAGCUAGGCAUUAUCUGAUACAUACUGGUCAAAAGCCAUUUGAAUGUCAUGUAUGUCAUAAAACAUUUAGGCAGCUAGUCCACCUGGAGAGGCAUCAGUUAACCCAUAAUCUACCCUUUAAGUGUAUUGUUUGUUACAGAAACUUCAAAAACUUAAUCACUUUCUUAGAGCAUCAGCAGCAUCAUAAUGAAAAUUACCAGAAUGAUACCAAGCAAGCAGAAACCUUUGUAAAUUCGGAGAAAGACGUGGUCACUUGUGGCAUAUUUCAAUGUUCUCUGUGCCAGAAAUCUUUUACAACUGAAGAGAGUUGGAUGCUGCAUCAGUGUCUGAAGGCAAAUUUUCUAAAUGGUGCUAGAAGGAGAAAGGAAAGUCAUGCUUGUGAAUCAUGCAACAAGACAUUUCCAUCAAGAUCUAAGCUAGAAAGACACUUCCUGAUUCACACUGGCCAGAAACCCUUUAAGUGUUCUUCAUGUGGCAAAUCUUUCAGACAGUCAACGCACUUGAAAAUCCAUCAGCUUACACACACAGAAGAAAGACCUUUUCAAUGCAGCUUUUGUCAUAAAGGGUUUAAAAUACAGAGUAAACUCAUGAAGCACAGACAGCUUCAUGUCAGAAAUAGGAUUUUUCCCGAUAUUGUAUACAAAGCAAAGACUCUUAAAUAUCCCAAAACAUGUAACCUUUUGGAAGGGAAGAUGGAUAAUUUUGAGAAUGCUGACACCUGUGAGUCACAGAAUGACCUACGUGAUGCUCAGUUAAUCUAUAUCAUACCCUUUCAGUGCCCUGCAUGUGAGCAGUGUUUUGAAACAGAGCAGGUCCUAAAUUUGCACAAAUGUUAUCUGAGAGAUAGCAAAAGUUCAAAUAAUAAUAUAACAGCAUGCAGACACUCAGUCAGCAUGAAAAAUAAGAUCCUGAAGAAGCUGAAGUGUACUGGUGGAAAGGCAACAGAUUUUUCUCUGACUGAUAGAAAAAAGUCAAAAUCAGGUCACUUUAAAAGUCAUAACCUGGUUGCAGCUAGAGAUCAGGGCUCUGAUCAGCGUGCUUCCACUAAACCUUUCAAGAGUUGCCAUCGCAAGCUUGACGUACGCAAGGCACCCAGUAAUCAGUUGAAAACGUUUUCUGUGCCGUUACCUUGGCAAGAACACCUGCAACCUCACGACUUUGGAAUUAAUUUAAAAUGUAUGCUUGCUGGUAAAAGCAUGUUAAGCAUCAGUGAUUCACUGGAUAAUAAAAAGAAUGAUUUUUAUGGUUCAUCAGAUGAUGGUGUCUUUGAUAAUCCGGAAGUACUUCAGUGUGCUUUUUCAGCUUCUGCUAAAAAUAUACAUAACAGACACAAAGUGUGUAAAUGUGACAGAUGUGAAAAAAUCUUCCCGUCUUCAUCCAAACUUCAAAGACAUUAUCUUAUACACACGGGACAGAAGCCCUUUGGCUGUAAUGUUUGUGGGAAGACAUUUAGACAGUCAGCUCACUUAAAAAGGCAUCAGCUCACCCAUACUGAAAAGAAACCCCAUAAAAGCCCUGUUUGCCAGGUAGAAUUUGAAAACCUGAACAAACUUUUCAAUCAUCAGGGAGAUCACAUUGAAUUUAAGCCUUCUCAGCCUGUGGGUUAUUCGGAUUAUUCUCAAACACCUUCACAGGCAUCUGGCUUUCAAGAAUUUGAGCUGAUUCAAUCAAACCAAGCAGCUGAAAUCAAAGUUGAAAUUGAGUCAGGGGACUUUGUUCUUGACACCAGCAGUAGAAGCAUACAGCCGUAUUUGUGUAGUAAGUCGUUGGAAAUGGAGCAAAGCAGUUAUGGGUAUUGGCACAAUUUUUCUGAAGGUACUGGAAAAAACAAAGUUGCUAACAAACUGUAUCAAUGCAGUAUUUGUUUUAAAACUUUUAAAUCGCCUUCUAAGCUUGAAAGACAUUACCUAAUGCAUGCUGGACAGAAGCCGUUUGAGUGUUUUGUUUGUGGUAAAAAUUUCAGGCAGGCCCCACAUUUGAAAAGACAUCACCUUAUUCAUGCUAAAGAGAGUUUAAAGCUGAGUUCCACUGAGCAGCAGCCAGAGGACAUACUGUUUUUAUCAAAAUUGGAUAAUGUCUUAUGAAACUGUAUGUUGAAAUUUUGGGUUACAUAAUUAUUAAAAGUCUAACAUAUAUGUUAGACUGAACAACUGACCGAAAGGGAUUAUCCUUUUCUGUUAUGGAGAUGACAUGUUGAAGAAUUAGUGUACUGUCUUCAGAACUGUCUACUUGAUAUAAUUUGUGAUAAAUGUGAGGAGAUGUUUAAAACAAACAAACAAAAAGCAAAGUGGCUGUUUAAUGGCAUUUCUUUUCCUAAGUUAAUUUAUAAAUACACAUUCUUACCAUAUUAAUAAUGUUGCAGUAAUCUGCAGUCCUCCAGAAGUCAGGUAUUUCAAAAGUUAAACUUUAUAUAUGUAUAAUAUUUUAUGACAUGUUAUCCCAUGAUAACUGUCAGAAAAAGAAGGAUAAAAAGGUAAUGUCCAGAAUGCAGAAAAAAUGGUCCUUUUACUUUUUUUCUGGCUCCCUGUAUGUUGCAAGCAAAGGAUACUUGCUGUGUAUAUUUCAUACUGACAAAAAUAAAAAAAAUCCCAUAGUUAUGUUUAGAUAAAAGAAGCAAAGAAGAAUUGAGUAGAAAAGGGGGAAGAAGUGUAAUGAGAAAAAAUGUAGAUGUGGCAUUAUAGAACUGUUAAUAGAAAAAAAAUUAACUGCUUUGUAAUGUGCUUGGAGAUCUAUGCAUAAGGAAUUAGAUCUUUCCCCUUCUUAAGAUGUAAGUAGGCAGUGCUAAAACAGUAGCGUUUAUAAUCAGUUAAUCCAUUCUACCAUUUCAUUAUCUCCAGUUCUUUGUAUAUUCCUUGGCUUUUCUAGCUUCUUUUUUUUUUUUUUUUUCCAAUUCAUACAAUAGCGAACCAUUUUUUAGAAAAAAAAAGAGGACAAGAAAUUAACAUUAACAUUACAAACGGGCUUACCAUCUGUUCCAGUCUCCUAGCAUACAUAUUGCACCAGUAAAAGAAAUGUUCUCUAAGAUGUGAUAAUAACUCAGAUGAGCAGUUUUGUCAGGAAGUCAUGUUCUUGUUACAUUAAAUAUAAGAGACUAAAAAUUACUUUUAGUUCAAAUUAGGUAAUUCUGGUUUUGCAUUAAUAGAAUCUGUAGUUAUACUUUCUGGUAAGUAGAGAGCUGCUGUGCCUGUGGGACUGGCAAAAAGUGAAAGUGCAGUGGAGAUUUCUUCAUUAUGAACAAGAAUUAAGUCUUUUUUUUUUUCU
This is a messenger RNA of Neopsephotus bourkii (Bourke's parrot), 3845 nucleotides long. RefSeq names its product zinc finger protein 770 (gene ZNF770). The coding region runs from base 485 to 2668 and encodes 727 amino acids. Gene Ontology annotation, biological process: regulation of transcription by RNA polymerase II. The transcript is spliced from 3 exons. The record is from RefSeq and is a predicted model, not a curated record. Gene Ontology annotation, molecular function: DNA-binding transcription factor activity; RNA polymerase II cis-regulatory region sequence-specific DNA binding. Lineage: Eukaryota; Metazoa; Chordata; Aves; Psittaciformes; Psittacidae.